Molecule: messenger RNA, 1488 nt
Organism: Parnassius apollo (apollo)
Lineage: Eukaryota; Metazoa; Arthropoda; Insecta; Lepidoptera; Papilionidae
Source: the annotation of a GenBank genome assembly
AUGGACUUUAUAUUUUUAUGGCUCGUUACCUUUGUGCUCGGAUUUUGGAUAUUUAAAAAGCUAAAAGAAUGGCAAAGUCUACCGCCAGGUCCUUGGGGUUUGCCAAUUGUAGGAUUCUUGCCUUUUAUUGAUAGGCAUCAACCACAUUUGACUUUAACUGAACUUGCCAAAGAAUAUGGUUCAAUAUAUGGAAUUGGAAUGGGCAGUAUAUAUGCAGUGGUGCUGUCGGAUCAUAAGUUGGUUAGAGAAGCAUUUGCAAAGGAAUCCUUUGCCGGACGUGCACCAUUGUAUUUAACUCAUGGUAUAAUGCACGGAAACGGCAUUAUUUGUGCUGAAGGAGGGCUGUGGAAAGACCAACGGAAAUUAAUAACAAUGUGGCUGAAGAGCUUCGGAAUGAGCAGGCACAGUAUAUCCCGUAGCAAGCUGGAGAAACGUAUCGCUUUCGGCGUCAAUGAGCUGAUUAAAAAUGUAAAAGAAGCUUCUGGAACACCUAUCGAUCUAACGUACAUGUUAACUGAUUCACUCGGUAAUGUUGUUAACGAAAUAAUUUUCGGGUAUAAAUACCCUUCUGAAGAUAAAACUUGGAAAUGGUUUAGACAGAUACAGGAAGAAGGAUGUCAUGAGAUGGGUGUAGCGGGAGCAGUAAAUUUUUUGCCUUUUGUUAGGUUCUUUUCACCGUCAACAAGGAAAACAAUUGAAAUAUUAAUACGUGGCCAGGCACAAACUCAUAGACUUUACGCAGCAAUUGUUGAAAAGCGGCGUAAAGUGUUAGGAGUGGCAUCACCAGAAGACGGCGAAUGUAUUCUCGACAAUUUCCUUUUGGAACAAAAGAAAAGAUUCGAUAGCGGCGAUGAGACUGCAAAAUACAUGACAGACGAACAGUUGUUAUAUCUCUUGGCGGAUAUGUUCGGAGCAGGCCUUGAUACAACGUCAGUCACUCUCGCUUGGUUUUUGUUAUAUAUGGCUCUGUACCCGGAAGAACAGGAAUCUGUUCGAAAAGAGAUUUUAUCCAUUUUAGUAGAUGAAAACGAUUCUGAUUAUUCAAAAUUACCUCGUCUAAUGGCAGCUAUUUGUGAAACGCAGCGUAUUCGUUCUAUUGUGCCCAUUGGCAUUCCUCACGGAUGUACUGAAGAUACAUAUUUAGGAAACUACAGAAUUCCAAAAGGCACUAUGGUAAUUCCACUUCAAUGGGCACUUCACAUGGAUCCUAAUGUUUGGGAAAAUCCUGAGGAGUUCAAUCCUAGUCGCUUUUUAGACAAAGAUGGAAAUUUACUUAAACCACAAGAAUUUAUACCAUUUCAAACAGGAAAGCGAAUGUGUCCUGGAGAUGAACUCUCUCGAAUGAUGUCGUGUGGAUUGAUUAUACGCUUGUUUCGCCAUAUGCAAGUGAAAUUAGCUGCUGAACCUCCAACUGAAGAUGAGAUGCGAGGGACUGUCGGUGUAACUUUGUCACCUCCAAAAACUUUAUUUAUUUGUGUUCCUCUUUGA